GGCUCUUAUGAAUGGCCGAUUGAGACUCAAGGCUAUAUUGUUGGAGCUACCUUCUUAGGGGGCAUGCUUUCCACUCUACCCAGCGGACUAGCAAUUGACCGAUACAGCAUCAGGCACCUUUUGCUGGUUUCCGUACUUUUACUUUCUUCUGCUAGUGUUCUCAUGCCUUUAUCCGCCGAAUUAAUAGGACCAUAUGGAGCUAUGGCAUUAAGAUUUGUAAUGGGAGUUGGAGAGGGUGUGAUGAUUCCGGGCAUAAAUGGUAUGCUUACUGGAUGGAUCCCAUCGCAUGAGAAGAGCACUGCCGCAUCCUUGUUUACAUCAGGCAAUCAAUUAGCUGGGAUUAUUGGCAAUCCUGUAGCUGCAGAGUUUUGUGCCAGCAAGCUACGGUGGCCUGCUGUCUUCUAUAGUUCAGGGAUCCUGGGAUUCUUUUGGUGCAUUGUAUGGCAAUUCACUGUGAACAACUCACCAGCUAAUUCCAAAUGGAUUAGCGAUCACGAAGUGACGUAUCUCCAACAUCAUCUUCCUGAGAAACAGACGAAACGCCAAAAAAAGGUUAUUCCUUGGAGGUCAAUGAUGAGGUCUGCUCCAUUGAUUGUCGUAUUCUAUUCAAGCAUAAUUUGCAACAUGAUGAUUGCCAUGAUUCUCGUUUACAUUCCAGUCUAUUUCAAAGAUGUUCUCAUGCUAGAAGUGAAACAGAACGGUUUCUACACAGCGCUUCCACAUACCUUUAACCUGAUCUCAAAACUUGUUUGGGGACCACUGAUGGAUUAUCUCAAACAAAAGAAAUUGCUUACUGCCACACAAACCGUCAAGCUUUCUCAAGUUACAUGUGACGUACAGGCUUGGAAUUCUCCUGUGGAACAACGGAUUGAUCCAGUCGAUGCGGACAAUAAGCCUCUAGUCCUCUACAAAGAGAAGACGGCUGCGCCUACUUUGUAG
Strongylus vulgaris is the source of this 939-nucleotide messenger RNA. Lineage: Eukaryota; Metazoa; Nematoda; Chromadorea; Rhabditida; Strongylidae. The record is from the annotation of a GenBank genome assembly.